CCCCCCACCCCCCCCCCCCCCCACCCCCCCCCCCCCCCACCCCCCCCCCCCCCCACCCCCCCCCCCCCCCACCCCCCCCCCCCCCCACCCCCCCCCCCCCCCACCCCCCCCCCCCCCCACCCCCCCCCCCCCCCACCCCCCCCCCCCCCCCCCCCACCCCCCCCCCCCCCCACCCCCCCCCCCCCCCACCCCCCCCCCCCCCCACCCCCCCCCCCCCCCACCCCCCCCCCCCCCCACCCCCCCCCCCCCCCACCCCCCCCCCCCCCCACCCCCCCCCCCCCCCACCCCCCCCCCCCCCCACCCCCCCCCCCCCCCACCCCCCCCCCCCCCCACCCCCCCCCCCCCCCACCCCCCCCCCCCCCCACCCCCCCCCCCCCCCACCCCCCCCCCCCCCCACCCCCCCCCCCCCCCACCCCCCCCCCCCCCCACCCCCCCCCCCCCCCACCCCCCCCCCCCCCCACCCCCCCCCCCCCCCACCCCCCCCCCCCCCCACCCCCCCCCCCCCCCACCCCCCCCCCCCCCCACCCCCCCCCCCCCCCACCCCCCCCCCCCCCCACCCCCCCCCCCCCCCACCCCCCCCCCCCCCCACCCCCCCCCCCCCCCACCCCCCCCCCCCCCCACCCCCCCCCCCCCCCACCCCCCCCCCCCCCCACCCCCCCCCCCCCCCACCCCCCCCCCCCCCCACCCCCCCCCCCCCCCACCCCCCCCCCCCCCCACCCCCCCCCCCCCCCACCCCCCCCCCCCCCCACCCCCCCCCCCCCCCACCCCCCCCCCCCCCCACCCCCCCCCCCCCCCACCCCCCCCCCCCCCCACCCCCCCCCCCCCCCACCCCCCCCCCCCCCCACCCCCCCCCCCCCCCACCCCCCCCCCCCCCCACCCCCCCCCCCCCCCACCCCCCCCCCCCCCCACCCCCCCCCCCCCCCACCCCCCCCCCCCCCCACCCCCCCCCCCCCCCACCCCCCCCCCCCCCCACCCCCCCCCCCCCCCACCCCCCCCCCCCCCCACCCCCCCCCCCCCCCACCCCCCCCCCCCCCCACCCCCCCCCCCCCCCACCCCCCCCCCCCCCCACCCCCCCCCCCCCCCACCCCCCCCCCCCCCCACCCCCCCCCCCCCCCACCCCCCCCCCCCCCCACCCCCCCCCCCCCCCACCCCCCCCCCCCCCCACCCCCCACCAAUCUAUCUAUCUAUCUAUCUAUCUAU
This is a messenger RNA of Sphaerodactylus townsendi, 1200 nucleotides long. RefSeq names its product basic proline-rich protein-like. The transcript has 2 exons. Lineage: Eukaryota; Metazoa; Chordata; Lepidosauria; Squamata; Sphaerodactylidae. The annotation marks the transcript as partial. The record is from RefSeq and is a predicted model, not a curated record.